AUGAUUUAUGUUGGUGGCUCUGAUGCAGAGACAGGACCUGUUGCUCCCGAAGACACCUGGGCAGAGAUGAAAGACUCAACAGAUGAAAUUAAGGGGAAAGGCUCAAGCAAGCUCAGAGUCUACCUCGGGAUGGGCGCCGUAGCCAUUGCCAUCAUCAUAUACGCUUGCGUUCGGGCAGCUCAUCAACGGCUGCACUUGAAAAACAUCAUGACGCAGCCUGCGAUCCACUGGGCCCAGAACUAUCUGAUUGAGCAAGUGGCCAAGUGGGCAAGAACGCAUCCUACGAAACCGGGUCAUGAUGGCAUGAUGCUCAUCCUGAAAACUGAUCCUGAAAAAUAUAAGCCCGUCGUACAGAACUUGGUCAUGAGAAAGCUGGUGCACGUCCGCACCUGUGAUGUGCACAAUGUAUGCGAGGCAAACCCGGUUGCGGAGGAGAUUCGUGCCAAGGUUUGUCCACGGGGUUCUCCUUGCCCAAAAGAUAUUCUUUCCCGUAUAGAGGACACAGCGUCGUGGGCUGCUAAGAUAGCUACGGAUGGUGCCUUCCAUGGUCUCUUGCAAGAAAUGCAGCAUCCUCCUCCAGCUCCGCUCAAGAACUUCGGGCCAAGAGGCAACGAAGGAGCUCCUCCUAGUCGUGCAGCCUCUGUCCCUCCCCCCGGAGGAGCCUGGCAGACUCCAGGAGCCAAUAACGCAUGGUGA
Messenger RNA from Guillardia theta CCMP2712, 696 nucleotides. RefSeq lists its product as hypothetical. Lineage: Eukaryota; Cryptophyceae; Pyrenomonadales; Geminigeraceae. The record is from RefSeq and is a predicted model, not a curated record. The transcript has 9 exons. Bases 1 to 696 code for a protein of 231 amino acids.